Molecule: messenger RNA, 3426 nt
Organism: Cheilinus undulatus (humphead wrasse)
Lineage: Eukaryota; Metazoa; Chordata; Actinopteri; Labriformes; Labridae
Gene: dap
Product: death-associated protein
Exons: 4
Coding region: 142-465 (107 amino acids)
Biological process (GO): negative regulation of autophagy; apoptotic signaling pathway; cellular response to amino acid starvation
Molecular function (GO): death domain binding
Source: RefSeq, a predicted model, not a curated record
ACGUCAUGACGCCUCGUUUCCAAACAAUGCUCAGGAAAAAGCCACGUUGACUGUCCAGAUUGAAGUGUAGUCGUUCGUUUGGAGCAGAAACAAGCAGCUUUUGUUGUUCGGUGUCUCAGCAGACGUGAAAUCGGCGCGGACAUGUCGACAGAGCCGAAGGAGAAAGUGGAGACCAAAGGAGGACACCCCCCUGCAGUAAAGGCAGGAGGGAUGAGGAUAGUGCAAAAGCACCAGCCCACUGCUGCUGCUCCUGAACCACCGCCGAAAGAUGAGGAUGAAGAGGAGUACGUCAGCAGCAGUCCACCAAAGGCCCCCGUGGUUGUGUCUGGAGUGAUUACAAAGGGUGAUAAGGAUUUCACCCCUGCUGCUGCCCAGGUAGCCCACCAGAAGCCCCAGCCAGGUGUCCCAAAGCUGCCGCACAGCCAGCAGCACAUCAAACAGCAAAUCCACCAGCCUCGCAAGUGAGCCAGGCCUCAGGCUCCAAGGGCUCCGCUAACGCCACCAGCCAGCCUUCCCAAAGGAACACAGAAGAUGAAGAUAUUCCCCCACCAGCCUCAGGUCCCUGCUUAAUAAUCAGAGUUCUUUUUGUUAGCUUGCUGCAUUAAAUGUACAAGGAAAUAAUCUCUUACACACAUCCACUGCCUUUGUAGCUGUUUUAGAGGAUCUACUGUUUACACCCCUGCUGCAUCGUGCUGCACUAUCAGUUCUGCACUUUUAAUCCUCUCCUCAUGAGGGAUUGCUUUGACCGUUUUAUAGUCUUAAGUUGGUAUAAGUGGAUCAUCUAAAAUGGCUAUCAUUGUAGGAUUAAACAUUACUAUUAUCAUAGAAACUGAUCUGAGUCUGUGGGGGGAAGCCUCAUCCCAUCCAUGAGCUGGUCACAUCACAGCAAACCAGCCAACUGACCAACCAAUCACUUCACAGUGAUGAGCCCGAGCUCCAGCCUUCUACCUAUGAUCUUCACAGACCAAAAAGAACCAAUCAAGAGGUGGACAACAACAUAACACAAUCAACACAAACCAAAAAGACACAGAAAGCAGCUUCUGAAUGACAAAACUCAGUUCAACUUUUGUAUCACCAAAACUGAAUCCACAGUGCAAAAGCAUGGACCAGAGAGAGCCAUUAGGAUUCCAGCAUUUAGCAACAAUUAGGACUGCAGUGAUUGCAUGACUUCAAAUUGACCCUUUGUGAAACCCUGACCUUACCAGGAAGUGUGAAGCCCAGCCCUCAUUGUUCACUGUCACCAGGUUGGACAAAUCUCAUGUUGUCAGGAUCCUUCCUGUUUGAAUCAAGAGAAAAUAAUCCACAAUUUGACUAACUUUUACAAAUUCUCAAUUGAUCUGAUCUUUUAUAAAUCUGGAUUCAGUGAAAGGAUAAAGACUGCUACUUCUGCUAAAGCUAACUUAGCUUUGUGGCUAACGUGGUUAAAAGCUAGGCCCAAAAAACAGCUACUUAAACUGCAUAUCUACAUUAUAUAUGUAGCUGAGUUAUCUUCCGCUGCCUUUGCUAAAGUUAACUUAGCUAUGUAAAAUCUCACAAAGCGGCUAUGUAAACUACAUAUCUUCGUCAUCUUACGCUACUUUUGCUAAAGCUACUUUAGCUACACUGGGUUAUGUAGUAAUGUUUAUUGCAAAGCUAGCAUAGCUUUGUUAGUUUUAGCUAAAGAUAACUUAGCUAAAGCGAGUCACCGUUCAUGUAUCUACUGCUAAAAUGGCUCUAUACUUUACGUUAUCCCGGAUUAGACUUCUGACCUUUUUCUCAGUUUUAUUUAUGAAAUGUUGCUUUGUCUGUAAUGAUUGCUAUGUGGUUAUUUCAUGAAUCUAACUGCCAGAGUUUGUGUAGGAAUAAUGUUGGAUUUUAAAAACACUCUAAAACUGAAAAUACACUGUGCUGGCAAAUGACAGCGCUUCUGUUCUGAGAUAUACAGCAUUUUAGAUGAACAUCUGUGAGAGUGACCAUCAGAGAGGAACGGUCUGCAGCCAGACUUGUCUUGAAAGGUUUUUCUAUCUGGUGUUAGCCCAGUAACAGUUGCAGUGAGAGAGGGCUCCCUGAUUGGUGGGUCAGCGGACCAAUCAGACAACAAAGGGUCAAUUUGAUGUUUUCUUUAUAAAAGAUACCAAAAAAGAUCCAGUGUGACUCUAGCUAAGUGUGCUGCUGAGAGCAGUAAAAAAACAAUGAAUGACACCACACACUUGGAGAUAAUUAACAAAUAAUCAGUGCUUCAAGCCUUGAAUCUGACCACAAACUUGACAACCAGGGGUCCAAAAGGGGCUUGAAUGGUCUAGUCUGUAGUCAGCCUUAAUUCAACAGACAGAAGCCUUGCCCUCUGCUCUUAUCUGCUUUGUUGGUGCAGUCAUCAUUGCUCCUCCUCUUCAAUCUUUACAAAUGAACCUGCUUCAUUGUAAAAGUCUCCAGCUGUGUCUCAAUGGUUAGACUUCCAACAUCUUUUUAAAUCUAAUUCUGCUCAGACUUACUUUAUUUUGCUUCAUACCAGAGUCUACAGUGACCAACAAGGGCAAAAAAUUGGCUUUGUCUGAAACGGCACAUAUGGAAUACAGAAAUUCUGCAAAUUAAAAAGCACAUGCCAAGGUCCAAAACAAAUGCAACAUUUGAACUGCACUGCAGAUUUUGUAUCUUUCAUGUACUUGCAGUGUUUAUUUUUGGACAUUUGUGUGUACUUUUUAAUUCAUAGAGAGUUUCUGAGUAUGCUUUGUGUUUAUCUUAUUGAAAGUAGUUUUAGCAGGAGCUGAUCCUUUCCCCUUGUCAGCCACCGUACAGUCAGCUGUAACCAAAAUAAAGCCAGAAAUGCAAUGAAAAAUGUCUGGUAAGAAGCACCUGCAGGAUCCUUUAUGUCUACACUGACAAAAUGUUGAACAGCAGAAUGAAGACUUUGCAACACAGCCUCACAGGGCAGCAGUUCAGAAAAAGUAGCUUUCAGCUGUCAGAUAAAGGUAAUCGCUGUACAAAACUGGUGAUUUUGACAUUCCAUGGAAAACUGUUGUAACAAAUAUGUCAACAGUAUGACAGUGUACAAAGCUAAUCCAUUUAUCUCUGCUUGCAAAGAAUAUCUGCAGAAAGGCUCAUUUCAUAGUAGAAGUCUGUAUCAACCCCAGAAAUCCACUUAGAAAUGAUACAUAUCAACACAUACACGAGCACCCUUUAUCCUUAAUCACCCAUCCCCUUACACUCAAGUGUCGAUGUUUCAACACUAAUGUUCAGGUCUCUAGAAAGAAAGAGUUUAUCUUACCAAGAAGGAAUAAUUUCCAAUGCUAAUUUAAUUAAGUUUAAAAGAGAUUUAUUUUUUGCUUUUUCUUUGGUUCAUAUUCUUGAGUAAAUUGUUCAAAUUGUAUAAAUCUUUAGUCAUUGAGUGGACUUAGGUAUUAGGUGUGGUUGUCAUAGUAAAUAAAGAUUUAAACUAUCUUGAUAAAA